AUGGCACCCCAGGAGCACAUCCCGCCGGCCGCGAGCAUACUAGGCUGUAAGGCAUCCAAGACACGAUUCACCCCACAACAUCACGCUGACAUUACUGUACCGAUUGAAGAUGCUGGUGUGUUCAGAUCCUCCCACACCGCCGUGCCGUUCGGCAUCUACAACAUCGUGCAGAACUUCAACAUUCCAUUACAGGUCCAGCCUCAGGUCUUCUGCGCGUUGGUCCUGAUUUGUUGGGCGCAAACUCUAAUCUAUCAUGACCAUUGGAGAGUCUGGACCGCCACCCUGACUGCCGUAAUCACAGGCCUUAUCUUUGGAGGCGUCGAGGCGCUUCUAAUUCUGACCCUCAGGGGGCCCUACUCGAGAGGCGUGGAGUGGCCGAUUGUCACCGUCGGCGUUAUCGCAGCGGUGCUGCUUGCUGUGGGUCUGCUUCCCAUGUACUGGGAACAGUGGAAGCGCGAUGGAAGGGCGAAGGACAUCAGCUUCCUCUUCCUGACCACGGACUUUUGCGGUGCUGCUUUCUCGCUGCUGGCCUUGAUUGUCCAACAAACCUUCGACUACCUUGGUGGCAUCCUUUACAUUGUUUGCAUGGUCCUUGAAAUAGGCAUCAUGCUCUGGCACUUCUCCUGGGUUUACCGCAACCGCCGCACCCUCAAGGACGCCAAGCGCGCUGGCAUGACCUACGACCAGUACAUCGGCGACGAUGCGAAGCCUCCGAAGACCGCGAACUCAUACAAUACCGACGCCUCCCGCAACAACAGCCUCACGCCGCAGACCACACUCGAUAAAGCUCAUAAUAUACAGUCGGAAAAGGUUGAGGAACAGACAAGCCAACAGGCCGAUACGCAGCGUGACCUGGAGCGCGGUGCUUGA
Lasiodiplodia theobromae is the source of this 870-nucleotide messenger RNA. Its product is annotated as Pq loop repeat protein. The transcript has 11 exons. NCBI's taxonomy places the organism in Eukaryota, Fungi, Ascomycota, Dothideomycetes, Botryosphaeriales, Botryosphaeriaceae. The record is from RefSeq and is a predicted model, not a curated record. The coding region runs from base 1 to 870 and encodes 289 amino acids.